AUUUACAUUGAAUAUGACUUUGUGGGUUCCACACAAAUUAUGGACCUAUUUCUUUAGACUUAUGAGGUCCAUAUAAAUAUACUCCAUAUUUUUUUCAAUUUUGAAAAAUGAUCGUACUCCAUUUUAUACAAUCUUAAACUAUGACGUAGUGGUUGAUACCAUAAUAUCCACAUUUAGAUUCCAAGUUUAAUUAAUUUAUUUUGCUUCAUCAUAGUAAAAAUUACCAUACACUUCAAUUGUAUUUGACUAUUUGUAUCCAAGAGAAUACAAAUAUGGAUUAACUAUCAUCUUUGGUAGUAUUUAAAACACUUAAAUAGCCUUUACACAUGUAAUAGCUUAAAACACAGUUUACAUAAGUAUAUAUUUCAAUGUUACACGAUUUUCUAGUUUUUAUAUAUAUGAUUGUUUAUUAUUCAGUUAGUUGGUAAUUGGUAUAAAUGAAAAAAUAAAUGAUUCCACUGAUGUUGAAGUGGGUACAGAAUGCUAACUACAAUGAUAUUUAUACUUGACAAAAGCAAACUAACAUAAAUGCAAUGGGUUGAAUCGAAUUGUUAGGAACAAUUGUUUAAUAGUAGUUCACACAAUUAAUAAAAAUCAAGGUAUAGUUGCAAAUAUGAUUAAGAAAAAAAUUUAUAUAUAAACAACACAACCCCAACCCAUUGUAGGCUAAUCCUUUUAUUUUAAAAGCUAUAAAUUUUGAUUUUGUAAUGUCUACUAUACAAAGAACUUCGAAUUCAAAGUCUUGUUUUUGAGUUUUAUAUAAGAAGAAUUUCUCGAACUACUUCGAAUUUCUUGAAUGUAACAUUACCAACAAAUUAACAUUUAUUAGUGACCCUACAACUUUAUUAAAAAUAAAAAAAUAAAAUCAAAUUAGUUUAGGCGUGUAAAUUGGUUCACGACCGCUUCCUAUAGCUAUAAAUACAGCUCUCUCAACUCCAUUUCAUCUCAAUUCAAACUCACUGCUCUCUACCAAAAACAUUUCACCUCAAUUCACUCAAAUUUCAUCGAUCGCGUUCAUCAAUCAACAAAAUGAAGGUUAAGAUUGUGGUGAGGGUGUCGAUGAACGACGAGAAAUCCCGCUCCAAAGCCCUAAAAAUCACAGUCGGAAUCUCCGGCGUCGAAUCGGCGGCUCUGGCAGGGGCGGAGAAGGAUCAGGUGGUGGUGGUGGGGGAGAGCAUCGACGCGGUGGUGCUCACGCGCCAGCUGCGGAAGGGCGUGGGGCACGCUGAGCUCGUGAGCGUCGGUGAGGAUAAGAAGGAGGAGAAACCCGCGGCAGCGGCGGCGGUGCCAUUCGUGUGGUCGUACGCGCCGAGCUAUCCCGGGUAUAAUAGCGACCUGGUUUACGAAACGCGGUCGAGCGACCCGGCGUGCACCAUCAUGUGAAGAAUUGGGGAAAAUUUGAGUUCCAUUUUUCAAUUUUGUUAGUAAUAUAGGCUUUAAUAAAGCUUUGGGGGUUAUAAAGUCUAAACGUAAUGGGUCGAGAAUCGAAACGUUUAAUCAAUUGAGCUGCCAUUGAUUAGAUAUGUAGGAGUUUUGUGAAAAUAUAAAAUGAUAAUUUGAUGACGCAAAAAAUAGUAACGUAUUUGUUGGGAUGGAGGUAGAUAACUAAGUUGUGAUUGAUCGUUUCUGUUGUUUUGAUAUCUUUGCACGAGAGUUUGUGUACUAGUAUAAAUUGAUUAUUGAGUUGAGUUGAAGAUGAUAA
Salvia splendens (bonfire salvia) is the source of this 1702-nucleotide messenger RNA. Its product is annotated as disease resistance protein Pik-1. The record is from RefSeq and is a predicted model, not a curated record. Lineage: Eukaryota; Viridiplantae; Streptophyta; Magnoliopsida; Lamiales; Lamiaceae. The coding region runs from base 1030 to 1383 and encodes 117 amino acids. Gene Ontology annotation, molecular function: metal ion binding. The transcript is spliced from 2 exons.